AAGCUACGAACUCUUCAAUUUUUGUUUAUUUUGUGUGGAUUUCCGGUUAAGAGUCGUCUGUCUUGAGCUUUCCUUUUCUCGGUUAUCUUGGACAAAAUUCGAUAUGGCAACAAACUUAAAAGUCUGUGAGAUAGACGAGAGUUUAAUACCGCUAUUCAAGAAAUUUCGCUUCAGGAAGAACACAAAUAAUGCUGCAAUAGUGAUGAAGAUAGACACAAGUAAGCUGCUGGUGGUGUUAGAUGAUGAGUACGAGGAUAUGACCCCAGAUGAAUUAAGAGCUGAACUACCUGAACAUCAACCAAGAUAUGUACUCUUUAGUUACUGUUAUCACCAUGACGAUGGAAGAAUAUCAUAUCCACAGGUGUAUAUUCACAUACAUCCAGAAGGUUGCAAACCAGAAUUAGCUAUGAUGUACAGUGGAUCUAAUAAUUCUGUUGUACAAGCAAUUGGUGCUACUAAGCAUUUUGAAUUACGGGACUUGGAUGAGUUCACAGAAGAAUGGAUGCGACAAAAACUGAAAUUUUUUAGAUGAAUACAAGGAAUUUCACUUUACUUAGCAGUCAACGUAGUUUAUGUUUCUUGAUAUCUAUUUAGCCAGGUCAAACACUGAUAAUAUAUAGUACACAUUUUUUAUCAUGAAAUACUCUCAAGAAAAAACAUAGUUGUCCACAUGGAAUUAAGAAAUGCCCAUGAACAACUCAAUUGCAGGUAUCAUGAUAUGUGAUAUUGAUAUUAUUAAUUGAAACAAAUUAGCAUAAAAAUAGAAAAAAUAUAUGUUUAUGCAACUGGGAAUGUAAUAUAUAUGUUGUCACUCUUCAUUUUAUGUAAUCAUAUGAAUUAGAUUGAAUCUGUGGCAAUAAUGAUGGAAAUAUAAAGCAAUUUCAUCACAGAAGAUCAACCAGGGCUCCCUAACACAAAGAUUAGUGAUCAAUCGCUAAAUGAACUGACCAAUCAAGAUCAAGUUUACACGCAAAUCUGGCGCAAAAUAUUGACCAGGAACCAAUCAAAAGUGUUCUUUCAUAUUUGCAAUUCAUCGCAAACCUUUGUGUUACGGAGCCCAGUUGUCUGAUCGUCAUGCACUUUCAAUGGCAUUAAUAUUUUGGCCAAAUCAGUGCCUGAUAAACAUAAUGCUUGAUUUCCAUUGAUGACAUUGGAUCUAUUUCACUCAUUAAAGUUCAUAUAUAUUGUUCACAAAAUAUUUUAAAAUCAAGAUUUCAAGGAAAAAUCAGGACAGUAACUGUUAGAAUGUUGGAGAGCUGUAGCUUCAGCAUAAGUUAAUGGUUUGCUACUGUAUGCUGAAUUUGUGUAUUUCUGCGCAUAGACAAGAGUUGCAGACAAACUGAAUUGCAGUUUGAGUCAUGGAAAGUUGCUAAAAUACAUGCCUUUUUUUAUCACUGAAUGCUGAGCAUAUUUCUUUUCUUUUCAUGACUUGAUGAAAAAUCUCGGCUUGCUGGGAUGAGGCCACAACAGCAGUCUGGGCCCCGUCUUACAGAGAGUUGUGACUGAUCAACCUCAAAUAUAUGGAAAUCCAUCAAUGUCAUGAUUUUUCCUACAGGAAAUUUGUACCAUAUCUUUUUGUAAACAAAAAGGAGCACACUGAAUUCUCAAGACAACAAUGAAUGUAUGAGUGUUCAUCAUCAUGUAGAAAACAGUUUAAACAAACAUGCAUUUUAGAUGUUGCUGGCUUUCCAUAGUAGUGGUUGAUCAAGAUCAAUCACACCUUGUAAGACAGAACCGUGAUGUCCGUUUCUGAUGGCCUUUGACAAGAUGUUGCUGGCUUUCCAUAGUUGUGGUUGAUCAAGAUCAAUCACAACUCCUUGUAAGACAGAACCAUGAUGUCAGUUUCUGAUGGCCUUUGGCAAGAUGUUGCUGGCUUUCCAUAGUUGUGGUUGAUCAAGAUCAAUCACAACUCCGCCUUUGUUAGACAGAACCAUGAUGUCCGUUUCUGAUGGCCUUUGACAAGAUGUUGCUGGCUUUCCAUAGUUGUGGUUAAUCAAGAUCAGUCACAUUUCUUUGUAAGACAGAGCCAUGAUGACCAUUUCUGAUGGCCUUUGACAAGAUGUUACUUGCUUUCCAUAGUUGUGGUUGAUCAAGAUCAAUCACACCUUGUAAGACAGAACAAUGAUGUCAGUUUCUGAUGGCUUUUGGUGAGAUGUUGCUGGCUUUCCAUAGUUGUGGCUGAUCAAGAUUAAUCACAACUCUUUGUAAGACAGAACCAUGAUGUCAGUUUCUGAUGGCCUUUGGCGAGAUGUUGCUGGCUUUCCAUAGUUGUGGUUGAUCAAGAUCAAUCACAACUCCGUGUAAGACAGAACCAUGAUGUCAGUUUCUGAUAGCCUUUGGCAAGAUGUUGCUGGCUUUCCAUAGUUGUGGUUGAUCAAGAUCAAUCACAACUCCGUGGAAGACAGAACCAUGAUGUCCAUUUCUGAUGGUCUUUGGCAACAGGACCACCACUAAUGUUAAACCUUGCUAUUGAUCGCAACUGUAACUAUAGUGUUAAAAAACUGAAGUUCAUAUAGGUCAGGAAAUUACGGUACUGGAAUAUUCAAGAAAUGUCAAGGAAAGUCAAUGAAUUUGUGACUUCAGGAAAUUUGUGAAAACUAAUGUAUAAAAACAGGUUUGUUUUGCACAAGUCCUCAAAAUUCUUGGCACUCAGGUUGUCUUUGUUCCUCCUGCUCAUUUUUUAUUUCUUACUAAGACAGCACACAUGACCAUUGACCCAAUCACGGAAUUCAGAAAAUGUACAAGUGUGUAAACCCUGCAUUUAUCACUUCUAUCUGUAAGAUAUUGGAUGACUAUAUUUUUGUUGUAGUAAGAAUAUUGUUUGUCAUGGAAGAAACUUGAUAUUCAAAUUUAAUGUAUCUUUCCUUAUUUAUUCUUGCAUCCAAUUCUAGUUCAGCAUUAUUCGUGUAAAUUUAUUAGGUUCUUGUAAGAUUAGAUGGUCAGUUUUGUUAUUUUUGAAAUAAUGAUUUAAUGUCGCAAAAACUUUUCUACGUGUAGUCUUAUUUGUGCACAAAGGAGUCACUGUCAAAUUCAGUUUAUUAUUCAAUUUAAUUCAUUUUGCUGUAAGAGCAUGUAUGUGUGUGUGUUUAAGUAAUUAUUAGUGCAAAUGGGGAAAUAUUUUUUUCAAUAUUUCCUUCCUAUCAUUAUAGUUUCACAUAAGGGCAAUUUUGCUACAUAUUUGUUUGCCAAGAACAUCACAUUAUCAGACAGUCUUGAUCUAUGCCUUGGGCACUCUGCAGAGUGGAUUUGGCACAUUACAAAUCACAAAUAUUAUUAUUAGGAUUACUAUUUUCUCUUGCCCAUACUAUUUUGUAAGUCUGCACUGGCUUUGUACACAGUAUAUAGAGGAAUUACUUGUAUGCUACAUUAACAACACUGUAAAAGGAGCAGAUGAAUAAUGCUGGAGGUCCAAAUUACCAACCCAGGUAUCAAAUCAUCCAAACACUUGUAUAUGAAAGAGAAAAAUAUAGCUUUGUUUUUUUUUUACCUAAUUGCUAAUUGCGAUGAGUCAUGCAUGAAUGAAUAAUAAAUCAUUAAGAGUGAUCAUGCAUAUUUUCAGACCUUCCUGUGGUCAUUAAAAGGUAACUCACAAUAAAAAUGACUAAUUUCAUAUUUAUUUGUGUAUUAAGAGAAGAGAUGAUAUGCUCUCAAUUUGAUAUAAAAUUCUGAUACUUCCUGUUUUAUUCAUUCAGCCAGGAAAUGAAAUAUGACCAAUUGAUCUAAUUGCACCCCUUUUUCAGAAGUCAAAGAGGCAACAGCAGUCACGCAUUCAUUUGUCUAAAAUCGUUUGCAAAGUGUGUAAUGCUGAUUAAAAUACUCAGAUUUGUAUAUCAAAAGAAGGCACUUCAUCUCCUCUCUCAGAAAAAAAAAAGAAAUCAGACAUGAUCAUUGAAGCAUUGCAUGCUUUGCUUCAAUAAUCAGAGCGAGGUAUAAAAAUAUGCAUUAUUGCAUAUAAUCAUUCAUUCUACACUGCUCAUAAUUUGAAAGUACGUGUAAAACAAAGGCUAUACUUUUCAUUCAUAUGAUUUUAAAUUCAUACACUUUAUGAUCGCUAGAUGAGAGUUUUUUUCCAGCAUAGUUCAUCUCCUUCUUCAGUGUUUUUUUUUUACAUUGUUCUUAUUUACAGUGUACAAAUAAUUAAUUGCCAUUGUUUUAUUCAAAGGUGUGAACAUUGUUAAAAUCAAAUUACAAAGGGCCAUGGUGAUCAAGUGCUGCAUUUCUAAUAUUUUACAAUUGUAAUAAUGAGUGAUGUCAAUACUAAUUACAGUUUAACAGGAAAUUAUACAGAUUACUUAUCUAUGAUAAUGUAAUGAUGUUCUCACUUAGCAUUUUGCAUACUAUUAUUUUAACAUUAAUUACCCUAUAACAAAAAGACACAAUAUUUUGGGGGCCUUUGAUAAAUCUGGUCAUAAAUCCAUUCAUGCCAUCAUCUCAAUAUAUUUUGUUUUUGCCAUGGGCAUACAUCAUUUAUUGCAAUAAAUGUGUUCUCUGAAUAUUUCAACUUGCUUAAUGCAAUUUUGCUUAAUCUAAAAACCCCAUUAGGCUAAUCGUAUUCCGUUUGGUUCAUUACGUUGUGAAUAACUUAAUGAGCAGCCUUGUGAAAUGUGGGCUGGUAAUAAUUAACUUCCUACUUUGUAUGCUGUCGUUCACAUCAUAUAUUUAUAUCAUGCUGUAAUUUCAUCUAUUAUUGAGAACUAAAAUUUAAAAGGUUUCCUGGCACUUGACACGGCUGUCUCUAUUAGGACAUAUUUCUUGGUUUUUUUUAAAGUCUUCCACUAUUCUACUUUCAUCUUUCUACUUCAGGUUCUUCAUCACAUUAAUGACUUUCAACUUUUGUAUGCUCCAAACAAGCUAAUGUUAUAGAAUUAUUAUGUGAAAAUAUCACAUUAUGUUGGAUAAAAUAGGUCAGUAUGCGUAUGUGUAUUUAUACUCAUGAUAUGACUAACAGUUGUAUUUGAUUGAGUUAGUAUACUUGUACAUUAUGCACGAAUACCAUUUCUUGAAAUUAGUUUAUGAUUAAGUAUGAUGGAUAAUCAUGUUUUGAAAUGUAUUUUAGAUUGUUUAAUGAUGUAUUAAUAAGUUUUAAAUAAAGUUUGGUAUUGCAGGUCUGGGAAGACAUUUUUUUUCCACAUUUAUAUCAUAUUGAUAUUUUACUAGAUCCCCUUUGGCAAUGGUGUUCAAGUUAUCAUAUCAAGAGACUAAGGCCCGAAAUUCACAAAUAUGGUUUUUAAAACCAUCGGUUGAAACCCAUGGUUUAUGCAGAUUUCCUGUAUAAAUUACGCUUAUUUUUAGUCAUUAGUCCACUGUUUGAAGAGUGGACUCAUGAAUAAAAUAGUGUGGAUAACCACGGCAACAGGAGUCAAUUGGCGCACUGUGACAAAAGCGCGCAUCAGCAUUGGACAUUUGUUUUAAUAUAUGCAGUAAAUAAGCGUAAUUUAGUGCGUAAAUCUGCAUAAAUCAUGGACUCAACCGUGGGUUUUUAAAACUUUUGUGAAUUUAGGCCUUUUGUGAAUUUAGGGGCUUCUGGAUAUAUGAAACUUAGUAAAUAGUGGCAUGGUGCAUCCUGUCAAUAUAACAUAAUUUUGGCCAUUGGAGAACAUUGAAAAAAUUGACCAAACUAAUAAGAUAAUUUUUUACCAUAGUUGAAGAUGAGUGCAAUAUUGACUUUGUACAUUCAAAAUUUCUGAUGGGUGUAUAUUCCCAUCUUUAGAGGGGCAUGCCACAUUCUAAUCAAACAAAAAGUUUGGAGGGGCAAGUCACAUUCUGAUCAAACAAAAAGUUUGGAGGGGCAAGUCACAUUCUGAUCAAGCAAAAAGUUUGGAGGGGCAAGUCACAUUCUGACCAAACAAAAGUUUGGAUUGUCGAGCCAUAGAGCUAUGUGGUAUGCCUGGGAACACUGGGAAUGGGUAGAAUAUUGAAAUAUUUCCUCGCCCAAUCAUUGUAAAUUAUCAUUGAGGAACUGUGAGGGCUAUGAUUUAUAAUUAAUUUAUCAUUAUGGCAAAUAAUGAUUCACCAUACAUCCGUUUUCUAUCUGUCCAUAUUUAUGUGAUCUCAUGAAUGACCUAAUCGAUUUUCUCAAUGAAUAUUGUGAUGGAUUUGUAAAUCAAUUAUGUAAAAUAAUGUAAGUUGAAAAACUGAAUAUUUUGGCUAAUUAGCACCAUUGAUAUCAUGAUAAUGUUCAAUUUCUUCGUUUGUUCCACUUUAGCCUCUAUUUGUUUAAAUCUUCAAGUAAUAUUUUUGGGUGAAAUGAUGGUUCUUCAAAAGGUUCCUCAUAUCUGUCAUAAGCAUGUUGUCACUCUUAUAAAGAAAAGAGACCAAAUUGAAUUUAAGAUGAUAAUAUUGGUGUGCUAUUUGAGGCUUGCUUUUUUUUUUACAUCUUUGAAAACGAAUGGAAAUUAAUGUGACCAACAUUUUGAGAAAACACAAGAUUUGCAAAUGAACUAGAUUAUGUUUCUGAUUUCUUCAAUGUAAUCAUCAUAAUAUUCUGUUGCUCAAGUGCCAUCUUAACAUUUAUAUUUGAUAUUUAGUAAAGUGUUUGUCAAUAAUUGCAAUAAUCACAUACAUUGACGUUAUACAUGAUUCUCCUUUGAUUUUUCACUAAUUAGAUGGCUGAGGCAUUGGAAUUGUGUAUUUAAAUCCUGCUGUAAAAAUUAUUGUAGAUUAAAAUUUGAUAUUUAAUCAUUCAACUGGGACAUAUUGGUAAACAGAAUUUUGUACACUAAUAAAGAUUUUGAACAAAUAUA
Lytechinus variegatus (green sea urchin) is the source of this 6743-nucleotide messenger RNA. RefSeq names its product glia maturation factor beta-like. Gene Ontology annotation, molecular function: actin binding; Arp2/3 complex binding. Gene Ontology annotation, biological process: actin filament debranching; negative regulation of Arp2/3 complex-mediated actin nucleation. The record is from RefSeq and is a predicted model, not a curated record. NCBI's taxonomy places the organism in Eukaryota, Metazoa, Echinodermata, Echinoidea, Temnopleuroida, Toxopneustidae. Gene Ontology annotation, cellular component: actin cortical patch. The transcript is spliced from 6 exons. The coding region runs from base 104 to 532 and encodes 142 amino acids.